Apodemus sylvaticus (European woodmouse) is the source of this 1479-nucleotide messenger RNA. It is a transcript of the gene Slc17a4, whose product is annotated as solute carrier family 17 member 4. The record is from RefSeq and is a predicted model, not a curated record. The transcript has 11 exons. Gene Ontology annotation, molecular function: transmembrane transporter activity. Bases 1 to 1479 code for a protein of 492 amino acids. Lineage: Eukaryota; Metazoa; Chordata; Mammalia; Rodentia; Muridae. Gene Ontology annotation, biological process: transmembrane transport; monoatomic anion transport.
AUGUCUACUGGAGCAGACCUGAAGGGGAGAGAGGGAGACGUUCCCAAUGACAACAUGACCCAAGAACAAUCCUUCAAGAAAGGUUUCUGCUCACUACGGCAUGGUCUAGCCUUCAUCUUGCAUCUCUGCAAUUUUUCUAUUUAUACCCAACAAAUGAACUUGAGCAUUGCCAUAACAGCUAUGGUGAACACCACAGAAGCAUCCAGCCACCUCAAUGCCUCCACAGAAAGACCACCCACGGACUCCCAAGAUGUCUGGAAUGAAACACUGCAGGAAUCUAAGGCCCCUGUUUACGACUGGACACCUGAGAUCCAGGGAAUCCUCCUCAGCUCCCUCAACUACGGAUCAUUCUUAGCUCCACUCCCCACUGGCUAUGUGGCGGGAGUAUUUGGCGCCAAGUACGUGGUUGGUUUGGGCUUGUUAAUUUCCUCAGUCCUGACUCUCUUCAUUCCGCUGGCAGCUGACGCUGGAGUGGCCUUGCUCAUUGUGCUCCGGGUCAUCCAAGGCAUGGCUCAGGUUAUGGUAUUAACAGGUCAGUACUCAAUAUGGGCCAAAUGGGCUCCCCCACUGGAGAGGAGUCAACUCAUCACCAUCGCUGCGUCAGGGUCAAUGCUUGGGACCUUCCUUGUCCUUAUUGCUGGUGGCCUUCUUUGUCAGGUCCUAGGGUGGCCUUAUAUAUUUUACAUCUUUGGUGGAAUUGGCUGUGCCUGUUGCCUGCUCUGGUUUCCUCUCGUUUAUGAUGACCCACAGAAUCACCCCUUUAUCAGCACUGGUGAGAAGAGAUACAUCGUGAGUUCGCUGGCUCAAGAGGAUUGCUCACUGGGCUGGUCUCUUCCCAUUAAAGCCAUGGUGAAAUCUCUCCCACUUUGGGCCAUUGUAGUUUCUUAUUUCUGUGAAUACUGGCUGUUAUCCACGGUAAUGGUUUAUACACCCACAUAUAUCAGCUCUGUACUUCAAGCAAACCUCCGAGAUAGUGGAAUCCUGUCAGCCCUGCCAUUCAUGUUUGGCUGUGUCUGCAUUAUCCUUGGGGGUCUACUGGCAGAUUUUCUCCUCUCCAGGAAAAUCCUCCGACUUGUAACUAUCAGGAAGCUCUUCACUGCCUUAGGGGUCCUUGUCUCCUCUGGGAUCCUCGUGCCCCUGCCUUGGGUCAGAUCCAGCCGCAGCACCACAAUGGCCUUCUUGGUACUAUCUUCUGUCUUUGCCAGCCUCUGUGACUCAGGAGCCCUCAUUAACUUCUUGGAUAUAGCUCCACGGUAUGCUGGCUUUCUCAAAGGACUAUUGCAAGUCUUUUCUUACCUAUCUGGAGGCAUAGCUCCUACUGUUGCUGGAUUUUUCAUCAGUCAGGAUUCAGACUUUGGCUGGAGAAACGUCUUCUUACUUGCAGCUGCUAUUGAUGUAGUAGGCCUGCUCUUCUACCUCAUCUUCGGCCGAGCGGAGGUACAAGACUGGGCUAAGGAACCGACAUUCACCCAUUUCUGA